Molecule: messenger RNA, 2726 nt
Organism: Leucoraja erinaceus (little skate)
Lineage: Eukaryota; Metazoa; Chordata; Chondrichthyes; Rajiformes; Rajidae
Gene: casp3b
Product: caspase 3, apoptosis-related cysteine peptidase b
Exons: 7
Coding region: 140-1003 (287 amino acids)
Biological process (GO): neuron differentiation; erythrocyte differentiation; apoptotic process
Cellular component (GO): cytoplasm
Source: RefSeq, a predicted model, not a curated record
GCACUGACGACGUCGACGAUGAUGAUGAUGAUGGUGAUGACGUCACCGGCGGGGCUCGAGCGGGAACAGUCACGGUGGCGACAGCGUGAGAGACGGAGUGGCGGCUGCCUUCUCCUGCUCAGUGGCGGACUGAGAAGCCAUGGCUGACGAGGGAACAAUGUCUGGAGGUGACAAUGUUGAUGCAAAGCCCAGCACAAUCAAGGAAGGAAGCCGAAAAAGAUUUGCUGAUGAAGUGGAUGCAGAUCCUGAAGUUCUAGAUAUGAAAUAUAAUAUGAACUUCCAACAUGUUGGCACAUGCAUCAUUUUCAACAAUAAGAAUUUCCACGAACGUACAGGCAUGAGUAAGCGCAAUGGUACAGAUCAAGAUGCUGGUAAUUUGAAGAAGACUUUUCAAAGCUUUGGUUUUCAAAUUAAAAUGUAUACUGAUCAGACAUGCGAUGAGAUGCUUGAAAAGCUGAACAGUGUUGCCAAGAACGACCACAGCCAGGUGGCGGCUUUUAUCUGUAUCUUUCUUAGUCAUGGAGAGGAAGGGUUGCUGUAUGGAAUAGAUGGCUGCUUGGAAAUUAAGGAAUUCACGAGUAUUUUUAGAGGAGAUCGAUGUCGAUCUCUGAUUGGCAAGCCCAAGUUGUUUUUCAUCCAGGCCUGUCGAGGAAAUGAAUUGGACAUGGGUGUUGAGGCAGACGCAGUUGAAACAGAUAGCGUCGAUGAAAUGAGUGCAUCCCUGCAGAAAAUACCUAUCGAGGCUGACUUCCUGUAUGCUUAUUCCACAGCACCUGGCUAUUACUCUUGGCGAAAUACAAGCAACGGUUCCUGGUUUAUUCAAUCAUUAUGCCACAUACUGAAUAGGUAUGGCAAGAAACUUGAACUGAUGCAACUGCUUACCAGAGUCAAUCACAAAGUGGCACUUGAAUUUGAAUCGAAUACUGAUGCAGAGCUCUUCCGUGCAAAGAAACAAAUCCCAUGCAUUAUUUCUAUGCUCACCAAGGAAUUUUAUUUCACUUAGACUGCUGUGAAAAUGUAAGAAAAUUACACAAAUUCUAUGCAGAAUUAUUUCAAAAGUAAUUUGUCUUACUCUUUACAAUGAUUCACCUGCCAGUUGUGAGCCAUUCGUAUUGUUUUGUGCUGGCUAUUUCGAUCGAGUGAUUACAGCUUCUCUAAUCUAUCCUGUUAAGAAGUUGAAUACUAUGUCUUUUCCUGUAAUUUUGAAAGUUAUCUCUUUGAGCUUUAUUGUUAAGGGCAAUCAAUGUGCUAAGUUUUAAAGGCACUUUAAUUUUAAAAAGACUUAAAUUGCAAAUAGGUAGAAAAGUUGCUUUUGAGUAAAAAAUAAUAAUGGUUUGAUGAACAUAGUGUCGUUUGGUAUUAAAAAAAAAAGGGGCACAAAAUGCUGGAGUAACACAGCGGGUUAGGCAGCAUUACUGGAGAACAUGGAAAACGUCACUUAUCCAUGUUCUACACAGAUAAACCAGCAUAUGUACUUCCUUGUGUAAGUUGACAUGUUUGAACAGUUUAUUGCUUUUUACACCAGUUUUUCAUAACUGACAGGUGCAGUUGCGCAGCUAGCCCUGGUUUACUUUCACCUCAAAAUUGGCAGUUCAAGUUGUGGUUCAAUAGACUUUCAUAGAGAAAUCAGGAUGAUAUUUCAAUGCAUGGCAGGAGGAAUACUAAACGGUUAAAUUGUCUCUUUCAAAUAAAACUUUUCCUUAAAAAAAGUCCUUUCAUGACCUUGCUCUCAUCUUCUGGAUCUCAUGUCUCUGUUCAAAAUCAGCCAGGGAAUUCGCCAAAUCUUUCGGCCACCAUUUAUUCGUGGACCACACUUUUUCAUCAUCGAUACGACUAAAAUCAAUGAAUUGAUCGUUUAUCGUGCAGCCAUUUUUUGUAGGGUUGGCUGCCAUGAUUAACACUAUCGCAGCUGCUGAUAUUUCAAAAGGGUUUUAUUGGCUUUGAAGUAUUGAUAUUCUUGGGUAACAAAAGUUGCUAAAUAGAAGUUUGAACAUUUGAGAGAAAGUGAUUGUUCCACAAUUACAUAGCCAACUUCUCCAGAAAAUCUUUUGCUAUCAAUUUCAAAGUUCAGGGCUUACGAACAAACUGUUCUAUGUUCUUUAACAUACCCGAGUCCUAAAAUAUGCAACCUUUGCUCUGUGCAAUUCCUACAAAAUGAAGUCAAAUUAUAAACCAAAGUUCGACAUACAAGUCUAUAUCUUGCACACAGUGUAAUUGGUUAGUCCUGGGACAUGAUUAGCAAGAUUGAAAUCUUGAGUAGUAACACAUACUGAAAGCAUUGUAGCUCCAACAGCACUUCUUUAAUUUGUCAUCUAGAAUUCACCAACUUAUUUCGUACUGAAUGAUGAACGGACACAGCCACUCUCGUCGAUUCUUGAACCUCGGAUGUGGUCACUUGUUAAUCUAUGAUGGAUGACCUGUGCCUUGUUCUCCUUUGUCUCCUGGGGAGAGGAUGGGAAGUGUAGCCUUUGGAUGUGAUUUAGUGCCUUCCCUUCAUGAUAGUUGAAUCCAUGGAUAUAAACCUAUUCCGCCAUUGGUACAGCAAUUUAGACAUCAAUGCAUUAUUGUCAAAAAUUGUUUGAGUGCAAAUUGUACUUUUGUCUUAAUUAUUUCAAAUUGUCAUUGAUUACUGAAAGUUUACAAUGACUUAAUAAUAUAGCACUGUAUGAUGAAACAAAGUGUUGGUAUCUUUUUAUUGAAUAAAAAUUCAUAUUGAUGGUGAACAA